GUAUUCAGACGGCCAUGGCUACGAAGUCAUUGAGCGUCCUGGGUGACGCUGGAGCUGGAAAGAAGACUCUCGUUGGGAACCUCAUUUACAAGUGCGGACUGGAGCUGCCGCGAGUGGAAGAGCUGGAGGGCGAAGGCAUUCGACAAUACGCCGAAAUCGUAUUAUUCUAUCAGAGAAAGGGCUACAAGCAGUCUUUCCAUUCUCCAUCCGGGUCUUUCGUGGUCCAGACAAGUAGUGCAGCACCUGAUGUGGUGCUCUGGGUUGUAGAUGCCACUGAUGCAGGCAACUACACUACAUCAGCACAGAAACUUGCGACUUUACUGUCCAAUGGAACGCUACGUCCCCGGGAGAAAUUGCUCAUACUAGUUAACAAAAUGGACUUGGUUGGCUGGUCUCAGAAUGCCUUCGAAGACGUUGUACGUGGUUUUGGUGCAGUUGAUAUCAAGGAAGAGCAGUACGAUCCAAGUCAUUUCCAAGUACACACACGCACACAGAAAUGCUAAGUGUCUGUCAGCGCCUUUGUUCCCGUCUCCGCCUUACGGGACGAAAAUGUCCUUUCUUCGCCCCAGGAGCAUGGAUGGGUCAACAGCGCAUCUACCAGUGGCUCUGAGGCAGGAAAAGUAUCGGGACAACCUCUGUUAUAUCAGCUGGAGUAAGAAUAUAGUGAACGCAGAUUCGGGGCUGCGUAAUGGUGCAGGAUGGACUGGUCAGAUCGGAAGUUGGGGACGUAGAGAGAAACGCAUAGAGCAGACUGUCGAUCUCAGUCCGUUUCUAGGGGUCCCGUCGAAGCGUAGCGCUGCCUCUAGCUAUACGUUUCAGCAUCUUUCACACACCCCAAAGCAGAGCCAGCAGAGUGCAUCCGUAGCGGCAAUAUUGCGCUGUUGCGGUGCCGCUUCGUCGAAUUUUCUUGUCGGCCUGAGUCAACAGUCUGUUUGCUUAUUGGUGUUGAAAGAAGGCCUCUCGUCACGACCCCCUCGCCAUCACUUGC
Purpureocillium takamizusanense is the source of this 988-nucleotide messenger RNA. RefSeq lists its product as uncharacterized. Lineage: Eukaryota; Fungi; Ascomycota; Sordariomycetes; Hypocreales; Ophiocordycipitaceae. Bases 15 to 503 code for a protein of 162 amino acids. The transcript has 4 exons. Gene Ontology annotation, molecular function: GTPase activity; GTP binding. The record is from RefSeq and is a predicted model, not a curated record.